Molecule: messenger RNA, 1410 nt
Organism: Aspergillus versicolor CBS 583.65
Lineage: Eukaryota; Fungi; Ascomycota; Eurotiomycetes; Eurotiales; Aspergillaceae
Product: haloalkane dehalogenase family protein
Exons: 3
Coding region: 1-1410 (469 amino acids)
Molecular function (GO): catalytic activity
Source: RefSeq, a predicted model, not a curated record
AUGCCACUCCAUAUCAAUAUCAGCUUCGACAGCAUUGUCAAGUCUGCGGUCUGCAACAUGGAGGCUGUCUCCACUGGAGUCAUGACUGUUACAGGCUAUCUGAGCUCCAUCCUGCUUUCCUUUGCUAUAAGCCGCAUCGUCGUAGCAGCCAUUCUGGUUCCACUUUAUGUGUCCAAGGUGGCUCUGUCCUUGCUCCCUUCUGCUAUUAAAAACUCCAUUAAUCUUAUCACGCCCACCGGUUGGUCACGCCUUGCCCAAAACACCGAACAGUAUCGAUCCCGAUCGGACACCCUCGCCCAUUCCCAGCUCGACGGUUCCUAUCGAUUCAAGCAAGAUGAAACAUUCCCCGUCGAGAAGGACAGCAAAGGAUGGAUGGAGGGUGCUCCGUGGGCACACGAUACCCAUGAAUUCGCCGUCUGUGGAGCCACAGUGCGGUAUAUCCAUCUACGACCUAGCUACAGCAGCGUUCUCCAGGACGGACGGAGAACUCACCGGCCGAUUGUCUUCUUACAUGGUAAUCUGAGCUGGAGCUAUUUGUGGAGAAAUGUGUUUCCCUCGCUGCUCGAACAAGGACACGACGUCUACGCCAUCGACUGGCUGGGCCACGGCCGAAGCGACAAGAUCCUGCGUCCUCAAUCGAUGACAUUGGAACUGCAUAUAUACACUGUAGUGAAGUUCUUUGAAGUUACUGAGCUUGAGAAUGCAAUAAUUGCAGCGCACGACUGGGGCGGGUGUAUCGCUCUCUGCACCCUCCCCCGACUGCCAUCAAAUACCUGCGAUAGCCUCUUCCUGUUGAACAGCUUCUUCCCACCCCGUCUCAGCGAUACUUCCCUACACUACCGCCUCCUCAACCGCAUCUGGUAUUGCACCACUGGCCUGCUGCACGGUUUCCUCCCCCAAUCCGCCGUCCUUCGCUUCCUCGCUCCCCAUCUCUCCAAAGAAGAUAUCGCAGCCUAUACUGCACCAUACAAAGGCCUACCACGCGCAUCAAAAUCCAGUAUCGAGCGAUUCAGCCACAGCAUCCCAUCCCUGCCUCGAUUCGUCCUGUUUACACUGCGUCAGACCUACAUUUGGAAAGUCCUCGAAGGUCUCGCAGGCCCAAGCCACUUUGACUCUCUAAACGUUCAAGCCCGUUUCUCUGCACAGGGAGACCAGGUGAGGCGGUUCUGGAAUCUUAAACAAUAUGACGACGAGACCGAGGUUAUUCAUGUUUUCGGUGACAAGGACCCAAUCCUUAAAGACUACAAGAGUGUGUUUGCGCAGACUAUCCAUCCCGAGCGUGUUGUGGAUUGGGCACCGAGCGGGCUUUGGAUUGUAGGUGCUGGACAUCUGCCCAUGGAAGGGAAGCCUGGGGAGGUUUCUGGGUUGAUUGCCAAGUUUGCGAGGGGGUCUGAUGGGGGUGCUAGAUAA